CCAAGCUCCCGGCCAAUUGCGAGAAACAGCAUUCUCCUCUUCGUAGUGGUCUCCAUCCUUCCUUGCGUUAGGUAUUGAACAGGAAAUGAAUCUUUGAUAUCUAUGACCCCUUAGAAUCUAUCCUCCGAUUGCAUGUACCCCGCUUACCUUUAACCCAACAUGAGCUCAUCCAACGCCCCUCCCGCUGGUGGUGACCGACGGGACGAUUCGCACCAGAGUGACUCUGGGGGUGUAUGGCACCCCGCGAGAGAAUGGCUUGAACAAGGGGAAGAAGUAGAGGAAGAAGAUGAUGAUAUGGACUUUGAGCCAGAAUCUGAAAUAUCCGAAGACAGAGCUGAUUUGGAUGACCAAGUGGACGACGACGAGGAGGACCCCGAGGGACCUUCCAUAUUUCAAGACCCUGAAUUGCAACUUCGCAACAUACAUAUCGAAUUUUCGAUGGAUGAACCCGACGACGACGACGCUGGGGUGGAUUCCGCGGCAAGGCAUACAAGAGUUUCUGCUACACGCUUACUGAAUAUACUCACCUCUAGCGGCCUCCGACACAUCCUCCAGUACAAUGGAUUCCGUCCUGGUCUCGGCGGUGAUGCUGAAGACGAGGACGAAGACGACGAAGAGUUUGGGUUUUUUGGAUACGGGAGACGACCACGACGGACUGGAGCUCCUCAGUACCCUAAAGUUCCAAGUGAUGAGGGCACAACCCUGAUGAGGUCCGGGAUUUUCGGGAACGAGUCGGACUAUGUUGAUGAGCGGAUGAAGCGCAAGAAGUCACUUAUGUCCAAGAUGAUGUGGCGAGAGCUGGGAAUCAAUGGCCCCCGAGUGCAGAAGAGGGAGGUACAAUCGAUUACUCAGGGGUUAAUACCCGGCUCUACCGCGGAUAAAAUCAUUCACUAUAACGCAAAAUGUUACUCGGGUCAAUUUUCUGACGAUGGUAACUUUUUCUUCUCUUGUGCACAGGACUUCAAGGUCCGUAUGUACGAUACAUCCAAUCCUUACGAGUGGAAGUACUACAAGACUGUAGACUAUCCAUUUGGGGAGUGGACUAUUACAGAUGCUACCCUGAGUCCAGACAACAGAUUUCUGGCCUAUAGUUCCCUCCGAAAUCUUGUUUGCCUUGCUUCCACCGAUCCAGAUGAUCAGUCGGAUCCCUCUAUACUAGACCUCUCCGCUAUGCCUGGUGGAAGAGUUGGGCGCGGGUUAUUUGGGAGGUCAGGAUUCGCAGUUUGGUCCGUCCGAUAUUCAGGAGAUGGUCGCGAAAUUGUUGCUGGCACCAGCGACCACUCUGUCAUUGUCUAUGACCUUGAAACAAGACAAUCAGUGCUUCGCAUACAGAACCAUGAAGACGACGUGAAUGCCGUGUGCUUUGGGGACACGUCCUCGCCCCAUAUCCUUUACUCUGGAUCUGACGACACGACCGUGCGAGUUUGGGACAGACGAUCCAUGGGUGAUGGACGUGAGGCUGGUGUGUUUAUGGGACAUACGGAAGGCUUGACUUACGUCGAUAGCAAGGGUGAUGGCCGAUAUGUUCUCUCAAACGGUAAAGAUCAGACCAUGAAACUCUGGGACUUGCGAAAGAUGAUGUCUACCGCCAAAUUUGAUACACUCGAGGCCACUAGCUUUUCAACCGGGUUUGAUUACCGAUUCGAUCCUUAUCCAGAUGACUUUUAUGAACCGCAUCCGCAUGACUGUUCCGUGGUUACUUUCCGAGGCCACAGAGUUCUGAAGACAUUGAUUAGAUGCCACUUCUCCCCCCCAGGAAGCACAAACUCCAGAUAUGUAUAUACUGGUAGCGAGGAUGGAAAGGUCUAUGUCUACAAUCUAGACGCAACCCUGGCGGGGACGAUUGAUGCCAAAUACGCGACGGUUGAUUCUCGCCCCCACGAUCCUCGUUUCCGGAGUAGGAGCGGCGAGAGUGCAUGGAGGACAUGUGUGCGGGAUGCUAGCUGGCAUCCCAAUGUUCCUGUCUUAGCCGCAACGUCCUGGAAUGGCUGGGGCUACUCCACCGGCACCUGCACGCUCCAUACUUGGAACAGCAAUGCUUCUGAAGACGAAGGCGAUCCUCCAGUAGGGGGAAGCUAUGAUUCUCAGUUAAAUUAUAUUCCAGAAUUCAACGAUCACAAAACCAGAAACCACCUCAAAACCCAUCCUGUGGAAUUCCGGGAUUCUGAUGAGGCGGAGGAUGUGUGGUGGUAAAUUCAAAAGAUAUGAGGCUUUACCAGGCUCAUACAUCCUGAGUUGCUUUUUAUUUUCAUUUUUGAAGCGUUCAUUUACACUCUUUUAUGAGCCAUAUAUACACCGGCGGUCAAUAUCUGGGAUAUAUUGCAUUUUUGACUCGAUAAAUAUAAAGAAAAUCACAAGUCUGGAAGCAUGUCUAAGACAUAGUGUUGGGGAGAUUUUAUUUAUUCUAUCCGGGAUAUUGAGAGCGCAAUUUACAGAAAUUGAAUGAUAAUCAAUUAGCUACCUUG
Molecule: messenger RNA, 2465 nt
Organism: Aspergillus ochraceoroseus IBT 24754
Lineage: Eukaryota; Fungi; Ascomycota; Eurotiomycetes; Eurotiales; Aspergillaceae
Product: WD40 repeat domain-containing protein
Exons: 6
Coding region: 160-2193 (677 amino acids)
Biological process (GO): proteasome-mediated ubiquitin-dependent protein catabolic process
Cellular component (GO): Cul4-RING E3 ubiquitin ligase complex
Molecular function (GO): protein binding
Source: RefSeq, a predicted model, not a curated record